AUGGCGGCGACCGGGGAGCCGGAGCGGUCCCCGGAGGACCCCGCGGCCACGUCGGCCUGCCGUUUCUUCCUGGAGGGCCGCUGCCGCUUCGGCGCACGCUGCCGCCAGCCGCACCCGGGAGCGCCGGCGCCCGCGCGGCCCAGCGGCGCCGUCGCCGCCGAGGCCGAGGCCAAGAAACCGCCGCUGCGUACUGCCGCCGCCGUCAUCCAGCGCAUCCGCUGGGACCCGCGCCUCGACCCGGCCGACUUCUCGGUGGGCUACGCCGACCGCUUCCUGGGCGUGCGCGAGGAGCCCUUCUCGGCCUUCUGCUGGGACGCGCCGCUGGCGGCGCUCGGGCCCGGAGUCCUGGCCAUCCCGCAGCACCGCGUGCGCUACUUCCGCUUCCGCGGCCGCCUGGUCUGGGACCGCGCCUCGCGCACCGACCGCGUCUUCGGCUCGGGCCAGGCCGCAGGCCGCGGGCCCACCAUCCUGGAGGCGCUGGGCGGGGCCGAGGUUGAUGGCGACGCGCUGGGCGGGGAGGAGCCGGAGUCCCUGGAUGCAGAGAGGCCACAGGCGGGCUUGGCAGAGCCCGGGGCCCGGGGCGUCAGAGGCCCCGCGGACAGCAGCUUGGCGCUGGCAGAGUUAAGCCUGGAGGAGGCACCUGCCAGGACCCCAGCGCGAGGGGAAGCCGAGAAGACGGAGCCGGGCGGAGGCGGCCACCAGGACUCCCAGUGCAGAGCGGCCGAGGCCCCGGCGCCAACCGCCGCGGAGCCGGAGUCGGGGAGAAACACGCCGGCCGCGGCAUGGCCGCCGACGGCAGCAGGCGGGACCGGGGCGCUGAAGGACGGCGAGGCGCGGGCCCUGGCAGCCCCAGAGCCGUCUCAGGGAGCAAACCGCCUCCCAGGGAAGCAGGCGAGACCCGUCAGGGAAACGGAGGCAGAGUGGGGGCCGGGCGCAUGGUGCACAGACGAGUCGGGCGUCCCGGCCCGGACCAAGGGCCCUCGCCAGCCCCGCCCCACGCAUUUCGUGGCCCUCAGGGCGACAGAACCCGGGCUGCUGGCAGCGGUCGCACAGGCCCAGGCACACCUGGUGGAAGCUGCCCCGUCCUGGGCGGCGUUCGCGGUGCCUCGGCCGGCCCUGCACCUGACGCUGGCCUUGCUGCGCCUGGCAGGCCCCGGGGAGGAGGCGGCAGCCGGCCGGGCUCUGAGCCAGGCCCUCUCCCAGCCAGGACUGGGAGCACCAGCGGAGCUCAAGUUCAAGGGCCUUGUGCUGCUCGGCCGCCACGUGCUCUGCGCCCUCCCCUCCCCAACGCUGGAGAGGACGGCCCGGAGGCUGAGCCGGAGGCUGGAGGCCGCGGGGCUGCGAGUGCUCCAGCCCCCCGAGGGGCUGCGCCCCCACCUCACGCUGGCCAAGGUGCCCCACGGCUGCCCAGUCCAACUGCCCGAGUCAGGGUUCAGCCUGAGGCGAGAGCUGGGGAGCCAGCCAGUGGGGGCACUCUGGCUGUGCCGUGUGGGGAGGGCCGGAGAUAGCUAUCAGGCCCUGGCAGAGGUCCCCCUGAGGUGA
This is a messenger RNA of Orycteropus afer afer, 1542 nucleotides long. RefSeq names its product leukocyte receptor cluster member 9 (gene LENG9). Gene Ontology annotation, molecular function: metal ion binding. The record is from RefSeq and is a predicted model, not a curated record. Lineage: Eukaryota; Metazoa; Chordata; Mammalia; Tubulidentata; Orycteropodidae. The transcript has a single exon. The coding region runs from base 1 to 1542 and encodes 513 amino acids.